Molecule: messenger RNA, 2594 nt
Organism: Neurospora tetraspora
Lineage: Eukaryota; Fungi; Ascomycota; Sordariomycetes; Sordariales; Sordariaceae
Product: heterokaryon incompatibility protein-domain-containing protein
Exons: 1
Coding region: 154-2181 (675 amino acids)
Source: RefSeq, a predicted model, not a curated record
CGUUAACGUUUCCCCGAGGCAAUUGAAACUGGGGUGUUUUGACUCCAACAUCUUGUUUGUACCUGCUUUCCAGAACUUGAAGCACUCGACUCAACCCCCAUCCGGUCUUCCUCGCUCGUUGAUUGCGGGGCAACGAGCCACGACAUCGCUGACAUGGCCCCAGCAUCUCCAUACAAACCACUCGAUCGCGCUACGCAGGAAAUACGGCUUCUCACAUUCGACAUCUCCCAAAAAGCACCCCCAGAGUCCGAUUCUGUGCCAGUCAUCUCCCUUUCCCUCAGCCAUGUCUCCCUCUCCGCGCCCUACUCGUCCACACCAGCGCCACCCUUCCAGGCCCUCUCAUACGUCUGGGGCAUUCCGAACCCCGACGAGCCCCUUCCAACGAUCCUUCUCGACGGCGUCCCCAUGACCGUUACCCCCAAUCUUCACUCAGCUCUAUGCUUCCUCCUCUCCCAGCAACAGCAGCCCGAGGACAAUGACUUCAAAACAAGCUUCUGGAUAGACGCCCUCUGCAUCAACCAAGCCGACAACGACGAAAAGGCCUUCCAGGUCCCGCUUAUGAGCCAAAUCUACACUAGCGCUACGCGGGUGUUCGUCUGGCUAGGCUUGCUACCCCGUCCGGGUGAAGGGCCGCAUAGGGACUGUGGAUGCACGCUCAAGACCGUGGCCUGGCUGGGGAGCAUGUUCAGAGAGCAGGCGAAGAAGAAGCGGGAGGGUCCGCUUCCAAGCGCGCUUGAGGGCCUUAGCGAGGAGGACCAGAGAAGGAGGGUUACCCAGGGGUUCGUGUGGACUGUGCUCCAGUAUAGCAUAACUCGGGACUAUGGACAGGAGAACGCCAAGAGUGGGGGGUUCGACUUUGAGCGUAUUUGGCAGCUCUUCUGUGAGCGGCCGUACUGGCGACGGCUGUGGAUCGUGCAGGAAGUGGUGCUGGCUCGCAAGGCGGUGGUGGCGUGUGGAAGUGGUGAGGGGGUGGUGGUGGACUGGGAGGAUGUUCAAGAUGCGCUGCAGUUGUUUGAGUGGAUGAUUCUUUACUCGAAUAUUGAUCCCAAGUAUCGGCGGCUGUAUGAGUUGCUGGGGGACAUCAUGCCCAGUGUCAUGCAUCUAGAGGAGGCCACGAAUGUGUACAGGCUCAGUCUGCGGGAAGGAAAGGAUGGCAUGCGGCUCAUGGAGGUUCUGCUGUUCACUGAUUGUGCGGAUGGAGAGGACAAGGCCAUCCAGGCGACUGAUCCUCGUGAUCGCAUCUACGGGUUGCUCGGUCUCAUACGAGAGAGUGACAGGAAGAAGAUCCCGGUGGAUUACUCGGACAAGACAACAGUCAGCACGGUUCUCACGCACGUCGCCACAGCUUUGAUACAAGAAUAUGGCCCGGAUGUGCUAUGCUAUCAUCGGGAGACCGCUCGUUGGGCAGACGAGGGACUUCCCUCUUGGGUGCCUGACUGGACGGCACCUCGACGCCCGACCAUCGGCAGUGUCAAACUUGAUGGACCUGGAGGCGUGCUCCACUUUGAGGCCACAAAGGGAACACAUUGGCCCUUGAAUAGCACGGUGGUGAUUGCAGUGAUUGGAGAAUCGAAGCUCGCCCUCUUCUUGCCGGGAGCAGUGAUGUCUACUGUCGUCCGCAUUGGUUCAGAGUUCACUAGUGCCUCAGGACAGGAGAAUUACCUGGUCGCAUGUCGUGCAUGGUUAGAAGAGUUGCAGCAGUUGGCGAGUGAAAGUGAUGAAGUUGCAAGGGACAAUAUCUGGCGAGUGCCCAUGGCGGAUUUUAGCCUAGUGACCCGUGCAGAGCUGGAGACCCCAGAGCGGUACAUUCACGGCUUCAACGUCCUUCUGGGGAGGGUUGCGCCCCCCGUAGAAGCUCAAACAAGCGAAGAAACGAAGAGAAGCUGGAUGCUGUCGGAGUCUUGGGACUAUUGUCGUGCCUGGAAGAUCUACGGAAGACGUGCGUUUGUCGAUGCAUCUGGCAGGCCUGGGCUGGCGCCCCGCCAGACUUCUCCUGGAGAUACCAUUGCCCUUUUCAGAGGAGGACAAGUUCCUGUGAUGCUGCGGGAAACAAAUGAUGGGAUUCAUGGUUAUCGGGUACUUGGUACUUGCUACAUCCAUGCUCUGAUGGACGGGGAGGGCACCGAGACAACGCAGUGGGCAGAAGCUUUUUCGUCAAGCCAGCAAAUCCUGCUGGUAUGAACCGAUGCGACAACAAACUCGCACUGUCUGAGUGUUGAGAGUCGUACAAAGCCACAUCUGCUCGGCACAUCUCAGACGGCACUCGGCCCUCUGGGUGCGAUUUAUCCCUUGGUCUUCCAUGGAUGCUACUGACCAAGAAAGCAAUUGUCUUUACUCGGUGCUGGCCGGACUGGAACGCGUGCAGGUUGUUUGAUCAUUUUGGUUGGUACCGAUUGCCUUUGUUGAUUGUGACUACAGUUAAUACGUGCCACCCAACACCCUUUGUUGGUUCAACGCCUCGACACCGAAAGCGGAUAGCAGGAUACAAAGAAUGCCUGCACAAGAACGAUGCACAUAAAGCUUCGCGAGGUCAACUCCAGGCAAAUGGACAACAACUGCUUGCUCCAGUAACCUCUUCCAUUAUCCCAAAUUCC